Messenger RNA from Erythranthe guttata (spotted monkey flower), 1881 nucleotides. RefSeq names its product trihelix transcription factor PTL. NCBI's taxonomy places the organism in Eukaryota, Viridiplantae, Streptophyta, Magnoliopsida, Lamiales, Phrymaceae. The record is from RefSeq and is a predicted model, not a curated record.
UUUACUGUGUGUGUGUUCGAUCGAUUCGAUUCUAUCUCUCUCUCUCUAAUAAUUUACAACAUGGAAGACCAAUACGGGAUGGCAGAUCUACGGCAGUACAUAACCGGCGGCAGGCCUUACUUUCCGGCAGUAUCCCGGCAGCCGGACUUCCUUCAGUCGAGCCAUCACCACCACCGGGGUUUGAUUUCACCCCACCCCUAUGAUAUGCUCAUGUUUGGCUCAGACCAUCCCAAUAUUGUACUUAAUGCUAGCGCUGGUGGUGGUGAGCCCAGCAGCGCCGCCGCCGCCCGGGGCUUGAGUGUGUCGUUCGAGAUGGAUGCCGCCGGUGGUGCAAUUGGCGGCGGAGACGGUGGUUGUACGGCGAGGUGGCCACGGCAAGAGACACUAGCUCUCCUUGAGAUCAGAUCAAACCUUGAUUCCAAAUUCAAGGAGGCCAAUCAAAAAGGUCCCUUGUGGGAUGAAAUCGCACGGAUAAUGUGUGAAGAGCACGGGUAUCAGAGGAGCGGUAAAAAAUGCAGAGAGAAGUUUGAGAAUUUGUACAAGUAUUACAAAAAAACCAAAGAAGGCAAAUCUGGAAAACGACAAGGCAAACACUACAGAUUCUUCAGACAACUCGAAGCUCUCUACGGUGAUCAAACGGCCAGUAAUAAUAAUAAUUAUAAUAAUAAUAAUAAUAAUAAUAAUAAUAAUAAUUAUUCGGCCUCGGUUAUCUCCGGAACUAAUUACGAUCGCUGCAAUUAUCCAUUAGCUAAUAAUAGUAAUUAUCAAGAAGCCUCCUGUUUGGUUCCUAAGCUGUCUGCAGAAACCAGCCACGUCAGCUUCUCGAAUUGCUCGUCGGAUUCAAACACGAGUUCUUCGGACGACGAGAGCGAUACGAACAACCCGAGGAAGAAUAAGAAGAUGAAGAAAAGGGGCGGCAAAAGGGAUUUGAAAGCAAAGAUCAAGGAGUCCAUUGAAGCACAAAUGAAGAAGCUGAUGGAGAAACAAGAAGCUUGGAUGGAGAAGAUGAUGAACACCAUUGAGCACAAGGAUCAAGAAAGGAUAAUGAGAGAGGAGCAAUGGAGGAAACAAGAUUCCGAUCGAAUCGAAAGGGAGCACAAAUUCUGGGCCGGCGAACGGGCCUGGAUGGAAGCCCGUGAUGCUGCUUUGAUGGAUGCUUUCAACAAAUUCACCCGAAAAGAAUUUACUAGGGCGGAUAAUUCACCCUCCGGGAAUUACAACAGUAAUAAUAUUAUAUGGCCGGAAUCGGAAAUCACGAGGCUGAUUCAGCUGAGAAAUGAAAUGGAAUCGAGAUUUCAACAAUGUCGGAUUAAUGGUAGCAAUUCGGACGGGAUGCUGUGGGAGGAAAUAGCGGCGAAAAUGGGGUGUUUUGGAAACGAACAGAAGUCCGCGUCGAUGUGUAGAGAAAAAUGGGAUAGCGUGAACGAUUAUUUGAUCAAGUGCAACAAGAAGAAACUUAGAAGGGAGAAUAUUAAUACGACGACGAAAGGCGGCUCGUCAUGCAUGUAUUAUCAUGAUGAUACUGAUAAUCAAUCCAUCGUUUGCAAUCAAGGAUUAGGAGGGUUAUUAGCCUAUUCAUCGUGUGACGCAAUUAGUACCGAACCGCAGUUGUCGAACAGUACCGCAGUUAACGAUACCUGCUUAAGGUAUUUCUUUGGAGAUGGCUAUGGAAGAAGUUGAUUAAGUAUAUAUAGAGCUUUCUGUUGAUCAUGUGUGGUAAUGUUUCCUAAAUUAUAUCUCUAUAUAUUAUUGUUAGUUUAUAUUAUAUUUCUUGUAGGGAUUAAUUAAUUAAUCCUGUGGAUUUGUAGUAGCUAUAGUUAUGUGGGAACUGAUUGUUUAAGAUAUAUAUAUGAUUGGAAUAAAUAAAUUGUCUGGUCAUUU